Quercus robur (English oak) is the source of this 1100-nucleotide messenger RNA. Its product is annotated as 40S ribosomal protein S4-1. Lineage: Eukaryota; Viridiplantae; Streptophyta; Magnoliopsida; Fagales; Fagaceae. Bases 148 to 942 code for a protein of 264 amino acids. Gene Ontology annotation, molecular function: structural constituent of ribosome; RNA binding. The transcript is spliced from 5 exons. The record is from RefSeq and is a predicted model, not a curated record. Gene Ontology annotation, cellular component: ribosome; cytosolic small ribosomal subunit. Gene Ontology annotation, biological process: translation.
CUUUACCGCCCAGCCCAUGUUCCAAUACGAUAUUAGGGUUUUGAAGUCUCUCUGUGUGUCUCUCUCAGAACAAGAGGAUCUCACUUCUAAGAGCGCUUGAGCGAGGCUGAGCCACUUCCCCAGAGAUCUCUAGCUCACAACACCAAAAUGGCUAGAGGAUUGAAGAAGCAUUUGAAGAGGCUCAAUGCCCCAAAGCAUUGGAUGCUUGACAAACUUGGUGGUGCAUUUGCUCCCAAGCCUUCUUCUGGACCUCACAAAUCAAGGGAGUGCCUGCCAUUGAUCCUUAUCUUGCGAAACAGGUUGAAGUAUGCUCUCACAUACCGUGAGGUCAUUUCCAUUUUGAUGCAACGCCAUGUACUGGUUGAUGGGAAGGUCAGGACAGAUAAAACCUAUCCUGCAGGUUUCAUGGAUGUUGUAUCAAUCCCCAAAACGAAUGAAAAUUUCCGUCUCCUUUAUGACACCAAGGGUCGAUUCCGUCUCCACUCAAUCAGGGAUGAAGAGGCGAAGUUUAAGCUAUGCAAAGUUCGCUCUGUGCAGUUUGGGCAAAAAGGUAUCCCAUACCUGAACACCUUUGAUGGACGAACCAUCCGCUACCCAGACCCUUUAAUCAAGGCCAACGACACAAUCAAGCUGGACCUGGAGAGCCAAAAGAUCACUGAGUUCAUCAAGUUCGAUGUUGGGAAUGUAGUCAUGGUGACAGGUGGAAGGAACAGAGGACGAGUUGGAGUCAUCAAGAACAGGGAGAAGCAUAAGGGGACUUUUGAGACUGUCCAUAUUCAGGAUGCCACUGGGCAUGAAUUCGCAACUCGUUUGGGCAAUGUGUUCAAUAUUGGCAAGGGGACAAAACCAUGGGUAUCCCUUCCCAAGGGUAAGGGUAUUAAGCUAACCAUCAUUGAAGAGGCCAGGAAGAGGCUUGGAGCCCAAACAGCGUCCACAUCAUAAGAUAUUGUGGUAAAAGUUGUCAUGAAGUUUAAAAGUGUUAUUUUGUAGUUUGAUCCUGGAUUUUGGUUCCAAUUUUUGUCAUGUUUUCCAUACUUUAAAGUUGAACAGCCGAUCUUAAACUUUUGUUAUUUUGAAUUAAAUUUUGCUGGACUAACUAA